AUGUCGAUGCAGAGCCGCCAUCCUCAAUUGCACCACUGCGCGUUAUCGACAACCAGACACCAGAAGCCCAAAGAGAUCAGGUCGUCAGAAGAUCGAAGGAAGAGAGAAGAAAGGCCAGAACCUUACUAUGCGCCCAACACGGCGAUCAUAGGCCAGAUGUGUUACCUUCCCCCGAAUUUACCUUAUGUCAAAUACACCAGCUCGAAACGAGUCCUCAAGGAUGUGUUGGUGGAUAAGCCGUGCUCGGCAUUCCAGGACCUCGAUGGACUGCUGCGGCAGUUAAACAGAACCCUAGGGACAACAUACACCCUCGACGAGUUGGAAAUAUCAGAGAACGCGUGCGGUCUUCGCGAUAUCCUCCAGUAUUGUAUCGACAACUCAUAUGACUUUGGAACUGCAUAUGGUCUCUUGAGACCACGAUGGUAUCGCGACAAAUUUGCCAAUAUGGUGAAAUUAUUCAACAGCCUGGAGGCGAGCGACAAGGAGAUGAGGGCUUCUUCGAUUGACCGUGUUAAAGGUCAGAUUAUUGGUGUUCACCUCCCUCCUCGGAUGAAGGAUCCGUGGGCGAUAUCGCACAGCUGGAUGGAGACCGAGUUGCAGCAGAGUGUCUACACGCCCGUUAAUGGAUGGGAAUGGCCUGUGCCGAUUCCCCGGGAUACCACUCUUGCACGCAUCCGCAUUGAGCUUCUCAACCUGGGAGCUGAAUACGUAUGGUUGGAUGUGUUGUGUUUCCGCCAAAAGAAGGAGGGUGACCCAGAGAAGGAGGCUCUCCGGGUGGAGGAAUGGAGAUUAGAUGUACCAACAAUUGGAAACGUUUAUCACCAAGGCGCGGUCAUUGUGCAUUACUUCAGCGGGUUAGGAAGGCCUUUUCAAGUAGGCGACCUCGACAGCAACAGACAUUGGCUUAAUCGGGCCUGGACGCUGCAAGAAAUCAGCAUGAAUAGCGUCAAAGGUGGAAUCGCAUCCUAUUCAGAGGGCGUUGCCAAUCCCAAAGUGGACGAAAACGGAGAAUAUAUCGAUCCGGAUGUUGGUCGGUUCUACAUUGCCUAUAACAAGCUCUACGUUAUCGCACAAGAAGUGGAGAAUGUCUUUCCGGUACUCUCCGCAAUGCGUAGAUGUGCAGCAAUGAACGAGUUGGAUAAGAUAACAGGGCUGGCGUACCUCCUUCGAUGCAAGCCUCUGCCACAGUACGACGUCACCCUAACCCCGAAUCAAGCUUUCUCCAAGCUUCUUGAAGUGACCAAUGAGCGCUACCGUGGGGACCUCUUCUUCCGCUUUCCAUAUCCAGGGACAGAUGCAGAUAGUGGUAGGAAGUGGGCACCAUCAUGGGAUCAAGUCCUGGCGGCUUCCGAAUCAGGCCUUCCCGAAACAAAGGGCUUGUACCUGUUCGAACCUAUCAGGUUCGAACCAGAUUCCUGCUACUACCCUGUAGUAGUAGGUUUUCAAUAG
Molecule: messenger RNA, 1449 nt
Organism: Coprinopsis cinerea okayama7#130
Lineage: Eukaryota; Fungi; Basidiomycota; Agaricomycetes; Agaricales; Psathyrellaceae
Exons: 3
Coding region: 1-1449 (482 amino acids)
Source: RefSeq, a predicted model, not a curated record